CUUCCCCACCCGCAUGGAAGGCUGUAAUGGCGUCUACUGAUCUGAGAGACGAGCUGACCUGUGCCAUCUGCCUGACCAUUUAUACAGAGCCUGUAAUCCUGCCAUGUGGACAUAGCUUCUGCUGGGCCUGUAUUGAGAAUGUGCUGGACACACAGGGAGUAAGAGGAUAUUCCUGUCCUGAAUGCAGACAGUUAUUUAACACAAGACCAAACCUGCAAGGAGCUCUAAGACUGUCUAACAUAGUGGAGAGUUUCCGAUCUACUCUCCCAGAGCAGGAGGAGGUUGGGAUCCCCUGUACUUACUGUGUUCACUCUCCUGUACCUGCUGCUAGAACAUGUCUACACUGUGAAGCUUCUCUGUGUGAAACCCACCUGAGGGUCCACAGCAAGUCAGCAGAACAUGUCCUAACUGAACCCACCACUUCACUGGAGAAUAGAAAAUGCUCCGUCCACAAGAAGGUCCUGGAAUAUUACUGCUCUGAGGAUGCUGUCUGUAUCUGUGUGUCCUGCAGGCUGGAUGGAGAGCACAGGGGACACCAGGUGGAGACUCUGAAUGUGACCUCUGAGAAGAAGAAAGAGAAGCUGAGAAAUAUUCUGCAGAAAUUGACCUCAAAGAGAGAGGAGGCUGAUCAAAGAGUCCAGAACCUGCAGGAGCUCAGGAGAGUAGUGCAAGAAAAAGCAGUUGGGGUAACAGAGGAAGUCACUGCCCUGAUUGGUGACAUCAGGGAACAGCUGGAAGCCCUAGAGAAGCGAGUCCUGAGUGAGACCUACAGACAGGAAAAGCAGGUCUCACACCGAGUCUCAGAUUUAAUCCGGCAGCUGGAAAUAAAGAAGGAGGAGCUGUCCAGGAAGAUGGGCCAUAUUGAGGAGAUGUGUAACAUGAUGGAUCCAUUAAAUGUCUUACAAGGGCAGGAAUCAGACGAUGCUGACUAUUGUGAUACUGAGGAGGGAGAGAAUAAGGACAGAGAGAGAGAUGAUAACAAGGUCCAUGCCUGGGACCUGGAUGUGGGUCUGAUCUCAGCAACCUUACACUUAGGCUUAGCUGGGAUUGUGACCGGAGUAAAGAGACAGCGUCAUGAACCGGGGGCUUUAGACAUGUUACUGGGUGUAAACAAAGCUUCAGACAUGUUAUUGGGUGUAAACACGGCUGCUAAUAAUUUAAUUGUAUCAGGUGAUAUGAAAACUGUAACCGGGUCAGAAAUCAAGCAGAGUCGCCCAGAAACACCAGAGAGAUUUCAGAAUUAUCAGGUUUUAAGCUACAGGAGUUUCUCCUCUGGGCGACAUUACUGGGAAGUGGAGGGCAGUGAAUCAGGGGGAUGGGAGGUAGGGAUGGCCUAUUCCAGUAUAGACCGGAACGGACGUCACUCAGGCAUUGGAGAUAAUAACAAGUCCUGGGGUUUGGGGAUGCAUAAUAGGUGGGAAAAUAAUCAGUAUAUUGUGAUGCAUGACAGUAAGAGAAUCAAGGUACCUCACCGUCCUUCCAGUCACAGAUUCGGGAUAUACCUUGACUAUGAGGCUGAGCGGCUGUCCUUUUAUGAGCUGUGUGACCCCAUCAGACACUUACACACCUUCACUGCCACCUUCACUAAGCCGCUUCAUGCUAUAUUCUGUGUAUAUAGGGAUAAUUCCUGGCUGAGAAUUUAAUGUAUUUAAUGAUUUAUUAAUCUAAUUAAAGAGAUUUAACUUAAAA
Pelobates fuscus (common spadefoot toad) is the source of this 1689-nucleotide messenger RNA. Its product is annotated as E3 ubiquitin-protein ligase TRIM11-like. The transcript has 2 exons. The record is from RefSeq and is a predicted model, not a curated record. NCBI's taxonomy places the organism in Eukaryota, Metazoa, Chordata, Amphibia, Anura, Pelobatidae. The coding region runs from base 27 to 1643 and encodes 538 amino acids. Gene Ontology annotation, molecular function: protein binding; zinc ion binding.